This is a messenger RNA of Meleagris gallopavo (turkey), 3491 nucleotides long. RefSeq names its product glutamate ionotropic receptor AMPA type subunit 1 (gene GRIA1). Gene Ontology annotation, biological process: monoatomic ion transport. Gene Ontology annotation, molecular function: ligand-gated monoatomic ion channel activity; signaling receptor activity. Gene Ontology annotation, cellular component: membrane. Lineage: Eukaryota; Metazoa; Chordata; Aves; Galliformes; Phasianidae. The record is from RefSeq and is a predicted model, not a curated record.
AGAGCACCUGGGUAAAUGACAGGCCUGCAAGAGCAAGCUGCACCUUUUGGACCUUCACACCCCUCCUGUCUGCCUCUCCCCUUUGUGUGCAGGUCUCUCUCCGGCCGCAUAGUCGGUGGUGUCUGGUGGUUCUUCACUUUGAUCAUCAUAUCCUCCUACACAGCUAACCUGGCUGCCUUCCUCACAGUGGAAAGGAUGGUUUCUCCCAUUGAGAGUGCAGAGGACUUGGCCAAGCAGACGGAAAUCGCCUAUGGGACCCUGGAAGCUGGCUCCACUAAAGAGUUUUUUAGGCGAUCCAAAAUAGCAGUGUUUGAGAAGAUGUGGACAUACAUGAAGUCAGCUGAACCCUCCGUUUUUGUGAGGACAACAGAAGAGGGGAUGAUCCGGGUGAGGAAGUCGAAAGGAAAGUAUGCCUACCUCUUGGAGUCCACCAUGAACGAGUACAUCGAGCAGCGGAAGCCCUGUGACACCAUGAAGGUGGGAGGUAACUUGGACUCCAAAGGCUAUGGCAUUGCAACGCCAAAGGGGUCUGCACUGAGAGGUCCCGUAAACCUAGCGGUUUUGAAACUCAGUGAGCAAGGCGUCUUAGACAAGCUGAAAAGCAAAUGGUGGUACGAUAAAGGGGAAUGUGGAAGCAAGGACUCCGGAAGUAAGGACAAGACGAGCGCUCUGAGUCUCAGCAAUGUGGCGGGGGUUUUCUAUAUCCUCAUCGGUGGGCUCGGACUAGCCAUGCUGGUUGCCUUAAUCGAGUUUUGUUACAAGUCCAGAAGUGAAUCAAAGCGGAUGAAGGGUUUUUGUUUAAUCCCACAGCAAUCAAUCAACGAAGCCAUACGGACAUCAACCCUUCCCAGGCCGGCUGCAGCAGGAGGCAGUGGAGAAAACGGACGUGUGGUCAGCCACGAUUUCCCUAAAUCCAUGCAGACGAUCCCGUGCAUGAGCCACAGCACUGGCAUGUCCCUGGGAGCCACGGGAUUAUAAUUGGCCUUUUGACCCAAUUGCCUGGGUGAGAGCAGGGACAGCCCAACUCCACCCCCUCCAGAGCCAAAAACAAACCCAAAACCAACAAGACAAAUGACGAUGACAGAAGGGACAAUUGGAUGGAUCUUCUCGAGGAAAUCAAAUCUAUUUCCCUUUUUCUUUUGCAAACAGAUCCACCGGCAGGAGAACAGAAACAGGUCUGUACUGCAAUAAGGAGAGCAUAAUGAGAUUUAACAGACUCGUGAACCAUCCCUGAUCAAAGAACCACUGGAACACUAAUGAGGACUAUGCCAUUUUGUUUUAACUUGGUUGUUAAUAAGUCUUAGUGUGUGCAAUAUAUACAUUUUUUCUUACUAAUUCCUGUGGUGUCAGGGUAACAUCAGUCCUUUCCCCUUUCCCUGCUCAGCCCUUUAAUCUGGUUUAGUUUGGGAUGCAAACCGUAACAUCUGAGCUACUAACAGCAAAAAGAAAUUCCGAUGAAUGACAAGUUGAACUCCCAGCAGGGUGUCAACAUCAACCCCUUUUGUCUAUCGUGAUUUCUGUUGUGAAAUGGGUGUGGAGUUAUUGCAACAAGGCAGACAGAGCUGCGAAUGGCUCUCCCUGCAACAGGAAGGACUCAACGCAAGAAGAAACUGAAAAAGAAUAUGAGGCUGUCUUACAGAAGCGAAGAUAUGAGUGAGUUUGGAAACCCCAGGUAACCUGAUGAUAAAGUGUUAAUUCUUCCAGAGAUGGUGAGUGGCAGUCCAAGAGAAGAAUUAUGUGCCUGGAGAGGAGAGCAUCAUGCAUGGCGUAUUAGAGCAGGUGGCUGGUCUAAGAUCAUGGUAGCUGCUGUUUAUGGAAGAGAGAAGAUAAAUGCAGUAUUCCCCUUACAUGCCACUCUCCUGCCUAGGAUACUGGGGGCUAAUAAGCAAUUGUGAACCCUUUCUUCAUUGCUUAGCUUCUGUGUAUGCUCCCUUUUUGGUGGUCACAUAAGGGAACCACCUUGAGCCGGGAAUAUCAUCUCAAGACAUCCAGUUCUAGAUGGCUGCCUAUUAACCAGUAAAACACACUAGAAGUCAUGGGGCUGCAAUGGGAAUAACCCAGCCUUUUUGCUCUGAAAUCCCUUUAUGGCCAUUUUUCUAAUGGAAAGGGACAUAUUUUAGACAGUUGGCCAGAAUGGCUUUCUGGAAGGAACUGUUGAAGCAAACAUAAAGGAGAUCCUAUAAGAGCUUCAUUCAAGCAUUCAUGACAUAUGAUUGCAUCAGAGCUGGUCAAACUCAACCUUCCUGUAAAGCUGUGGCCUGUUCUCUCGUUACAAUGCCAAACGUAGCAGAUCCCCACUCGUGUAUCCUUAGCGAGGGGAAAGCAUCCCCAAGCCAGAAAAGCAGAUUGCUGACACAAAACUCGGUAUUGCAGAAACCCAUGCUGAUGGACAGGCAGCUGGGAGCCCAGCUACAGGAAUCAAAGGGACAAGGAUGGUUUUCCAGAACCACACAAAAGAUUCAUUCUGUGAAUCUUUGGCAUGGACACUUCCCAUCCUGGUGGGUGUGAGAUGCUUCCCCAAAAGUGAAGAAUCACUACGGGAGUAUCUAGAGCACGAGAAGAUUUGCAGGGCAGGGACCACAGUGAAGCCACCCAGCCUUGUCCCAUCACCGAUGGCACAUAAAGUUCAAAACUUCUCUCACUCAGCAAAUAUCUGCCCGGGGACUGAGCUGCUAUCGGAGCAUUUUGAACUGCUUUUUUCUCUCUCUUUUUUUCUUUUUUUUUUCCCUUCCUGCAACGUAGCAAGUGAGGAGCAGAAAAGGAAGAGAUGCAACUGAAGACGAAGUUAUACAGGCAAAUGACUGGCACAAGUUUAUGAGGAGGAUUGGCCCAUACAGCUGUCCAUAGGGCUGGAAACUGCCUGAACACCGGUUUCCAUUAGUGUACUCUGUAGAGCAAUACGUUUACCACCUUUAACACCAGCCUGGUCCAAAGCAUCUGUUCCAUCUACCUGCUUGUCUUGCAACGCUUUGGACACCAGCAAGUCAAAGAAUCAAGGUCUGAAGCUCAGGCACAGCAUGUCUUGUGCCACUGUGUUUUCCUCUCUCUGCUGCUGGAAACCCUUGUGGUCUUCACCUCUCAUCACCAAACAUGAGUUCUGUCAUCAGCUCUCCAAACACCUCUACAAGUCACUCUGUGUUGAUUAUCACUAUUUUUAGCCCACUUUCCUUAACUUUAACUUCAGUUCUAUGUAAGCACUAACAUGGUCGGAGCAAUCCUUCACACUAGCCUGCUUCCAUGUACAAAGCUCUCGGAGUCAUUUGCUGUCUCAGAUCUUGCCACAUCCCAGAGAAGGCUGCCAAGCCCUUCAGUGCUCUGUCCUCCUCCGAAGACAUGAUCACCAUGGUGGCAGGUCACAGGGAGCCCAGCUGGGCACGCAGACAUCGAUGGCAUUGUGGGAAGCAGUGCACCUGUGCCAGGACUGACUACCUGUGACAUGAAGAUGUGGGAUGCGGUUUUCAAAGGCUUUUGAUCAGUGAUGGGGUUAAAAA